GGAGGGCGCCGGCGGCGGGGAGGCCGGGCCGGCCAGGCGGCCGGCGAGCGCGCGCGCGCGCCUGGAGAAACUUUCCGCGCCCGCGGCCCCGGGAGGCGCGGGGCUGCCCCGCCGGCCAGCGCGCUGUUGCGGCCCCGAAACUUCUGCGCGCCGCCCCAACUCAGCGCACGCCCAGGCACCGGCUGCUCUUCUAUGACCGCAAAGAUGGAAACGACCUUCUACGACGAUGCCCUCAACGCCUCGUUCCUGCCGUCCGAGAGCGGCGCCUACGGCUACAGUAACCCCAAGAUCCUGAAGCAGAGCAUGACCCUGAACCUGGCCGACCCGGUGGGCAGCCUCAAGCCGCACCUCCGCGCCAAGAACUCGGACCUGCUCACCUCGCCCGACGUGGGGCUGCUCAAGCUGGCGUCGCCCGAGCUCGAGCGCCUGAUCAUCCAGUCCAGCAACGGGCACAUCACCACCACGCCGACCCCCACGCAGUUCCUGUGCCCCAAGAACGUGACGGACGAGCAGGAGGGCUUCGCCGAGGGCUUCGUGCGCGCCCUGGCCGAGCUGCACAGCCAGAACACGCUGCCCAGCGUCACGUCGGCGGCGCAGCCGGUCAGCGGCGCGGGCCUGGUGGCGCCCGCCGUGGCCUCGGUGGCGGGCGGCGGCGGCGGCGGCGGCGGCGGCGGCGGCUUCGGCGCGGGCCUGCACAGCGAGCCGCCGGUCUACGCCAACCUCAGCAACUUCAACCCGGGCGCGCUGGGCGGCGGCGGCGGGGGCAGCGGCGGCGGCGGCGGGGCGCCCUCGUACGGCGCGCCCGGGCUGGCCUUUCCCGCGCAGCCCCAGCCGCCGCCGCCGCCGCCGCCGCAGCCGCCGCACCACCUGUCCCAGCAGCUCCCCGUGCAGCACCCGCGGCUGCAGGCCCUGAAGGAGGAGCCGCAGACGGUGCCCGAGAUGCCCGGCGAGACGCCGCCCCUGUCCCCGAUCGACAUGGAGUCCCAGGAGCGCAUCAAGGCGGAGAGGAAGCGCAUGAGGAACCGCAUCGCCGCCUCCAAGUGCCGGAAAAGGAAGCUGGAGCGCAUCGCGCGGCUGGAGGAAAAAGUGAAAACCUUGAAAGCGCAGAACUCGGAGCUGGCGUCCACCGCCAACAUGCUCCGCGAGCAGGUGGCCCAGCUCAAGCAGAAAGUCAUGAACCACGUUAACAGCGGGUGCCAGCUCAUGCUCACGCAGCAGUUGCAGACGUUCUGAGGGCGCGGGACGGUCGGGGGCUGCGGGGCACUGGAGGAGGAGAAAAAAAUUUUAAAAAAAAAUACACUGAUGACGCGGAGAGAGAACUGGCUUAGGGAGGACUUGACCCGGUGGAGCGCGCGAGGAAAGAAGGGUCGGAGGACUCCAGCCUCCAGCCGGAGGGGUCGGAGUUGGACUGGGCUGCGUCCUGACGGCGCCCUCAGUGUGCACGAGUGGGAAGGACUUGGCGGGCCCUCCCUUGGCGCGGAGCCCGGGAGCGGCAGCCCGCGGGCGGUCCCGCUUUGCGAACGGGCUGUCCCCGCACGGACGGAGCGGCAGACUUUUCGUUAACGUUGACCAAGAACUGCAUGGACCUAACAUUCGAUCUCAUUCAGUAUUAAAGGGGGUGGGGGGGCGGGGGAGGGUUGCAAGCUGCAAUAGAGACUGUAGAUUGCUUCGGUAGUGCGCCUUAAGAACACAAAGGGGGGUGGGGGAGGGGAGGCGGGAGGGAGGGAGGUGCGGAGAGCCCAGGCCCAGCCUGCAGACGAACUCUUUUUCUGGCCUGCCUGCCCUAACUGUGUCUGUACAUAUAUAUAAAUAUAUAUAUAUAUUUUAAUUUGAUGAAAGCUGGUCACUGUCAAAUAAACAGCUUCAUGCCUUUGUAAGUUAUUUCAUGUUUGUUUGUUUGGGUGUCCUGCCCAGUGUUGUUUGUAAAUAAGAGAUUUGGAGCACUCUGAGUUUACCAUUUGUAAUAAAGUAUAUAAUUUUUUUAUGUUUUGUUUCUGAAAAAAAUUCCAGAAAGGAUAUUUAAGAAAAUACAAUAAAAUAUUGGAAAAAGUAAUCCCUAACCUCUUUUUCUGCAUCGUCUAUAGGUGACCUAGGUAGGUGAGCUGGAAAGAGUUAAA
Molecule: messenger RNA, 2117 nt
Organism: Sorex fumeus (smoky shrew)
Lineage: Eukaryota; Metazoa; Chordata; Mammalia; Eulipotyphla; Soricidae
Gene: JUN
Product: Jun proto-oncogene, AP-1 transcription factor subunit
Exons: 1
Coding region: 193-1233 (346 amino acids)
Biological process (GO): regulation of transcription by RNA polymerase II; regulation of cell cycle; regulation of cell population proliferation
Cellular component (GO): transcription regulator complex
Molecular function (GO): RNA polymerase II cis-regulatory region sequence-specific DNA binding; DNA-binding transcription factor activity, RNA polymerase II-specific; transcription factor binding
Source: RefSeq, a predicted model, not a curated record